Molecule: messenger RNA, 306 nt
Organism: Manacus vitellinus (golden-collared manakin)
Lineage: Eukaryota; Metazoa; Chordata; Aves; Passeriformes; Pipridae
Product: glutathione S-transferase 2-like
Exons: 3
Biological process (GO): glutathione metabolic process
Molecular function (GO): glutathione transferase activity
Source: RefSeq, a predicted model, not a curated record
GGGCAGACGGAGCAGGAGAAGCAGCGCGUGGAUCUGAUGGAAAACCAGCUCAUGGAUUUCAGGAUGGGCUUCAUCCAGCUCUGCUACAGCCCCGACUUCGAGAAGCUGAAGCCGGGGUACCUGGAGCAGCUUCCCAAGAAGCUCCAGGAGUUCUCGCGCUUCCUGGGCUCCCGGCCCUGGUUCGCGGGGGACAAGCUGACCUUCGUGGACUUCCUGGCCUACGAUGUGCUGGACCAGCACCGCAUGUUUGUGCCCGACAGCCCCGAAUUCCAGGGAAACCUGGGCCGCUUCCUGCAGCGCUUCGAG